CACACUCUCAAAGAAAAAGAAAGCCAAGUGAAGCGAAUCAUGGACUGGCUUAGACGCAGCCUUUCGAGGAGUUCAAGGAAUAGCAAAACAUCAAACACCCAAACACAGCCCAACUCCAAAGUACGACAAAAAGAAGAAGAAGAAGAAGAAGAAGAAGAAAGCAUUUACGGGAUCACUGAGGAACUCAUUAACCACAUCAAAUCUUUCACCCUCGACACUUUUAAGAAUUUCCCUCUCCGAGAUGAAGAUGAAGGCACUUAUGGGGAAGAAACUCAAUCCUCUUCAACAAUAGUUAGAAAGGAUCUCUCUCAGUGGCAAGAGAGACAUGCAAUCCUCAUACUAUCAAGAGUCAAGGAAAUAUCUCAACUGAGAUAUGUACUCUGUCCUCGCCAUUUGAAGGAAAAUAAAUUCUGGAAAAUUUACUUUAAGCUUGCCCGGAGUCAUGUUCUUGAAUAUGAGCUUCGCGAUGUGCAGCGGGAGAAACUGAAGCGGAUGGCUAUGGAAGAUGAGAAAUCUUCAGACAAGAGCCCUUAUGAAGUUGAAAUGGCAGAAGCAACGCAAGGGAACUUUACUGCACCUUUACCCCUCACAUAGAAUGAAAGCACUAACAACAUUGGUUGGUAGCAUGAACAGAACACAACAGACAAAAUGGUGCAGAAUCUUUGGAAACAUCUGAUGGGGGAUCAUGCUUACAGUGGGAAGCUAUUUCUUAAAAUUGACAAUUUGAGUUGCCAGUCAAAUCACAAAUCCACAAUGUUAACAAAUGAAUCACUAGUGUUGUUUAAUUUGGCUAAUUAGUUUGUGAUAAAUAUUUGUCCCUCCUCUUCAUUCUUGUCAUGGUCAACCAAAAACAAAUGAUAAAUGUACAAAAUC
Messenger RNA from Abrus precatorius (Indian licorice), 873 nucleotides. RefSeq lists its product as uncharacterized. Lineage: Eukaryota; Viridiplantae; Streptophyta; Magnoliopsida; Fabales; Fabaceae. The coding region runs from base 40 to 594 and encodes 184 amino acids. The record is from RefSeq and is a predicted model, not a curated record. The transcript is spliced from 5 exons.